Mobula hypostoma (lesser devil ray) is the source of this 4277-nucleotide messenger RNA. It is a transcript of the gene coq5, whose product is annotated as coenzyme Q5, methyltransferase. The coding region runs from base 36 to 1004 and encodes 322 amino acids. Gene Ontology annotation, biological process: ubiquinone biosynthetic process. Lineage: Eukaryota; Metazoa; Chordata; Chondrichthyes; Myliobatiformes; Myliobatidae. The record is from RefSeq and is a predicted model, not a curated record. The transcript is spliced from 7 exons. Gene Ontology annotation, molecular function: methyltransferase activity.
GUGGAGCUCGGCUCCCGUACGGGGUCAAUAGCAAAAUGGCCGCCCGUAGGUCACUGCGGUUGCUGGCCGCUGACUCCCGGGGCCGGGUGGGUUGCCUCAUUUACAGCUCCAGGUCUGCACCCUGUGUUUCUGUUAGAGCUCUCUCUGGCAGCGCCGAGCAAAAGCAAACUCAUUUCGGAUUUGAGACUGUGCCCGAGUCGGAGAAGGCACGGAGAGUUUACAAAGUGUUUAAAAAUGUUGCUGAGAAAUAUGAUGUAAUGAACGACGCCAUGAGCUUUGGCAUCCACAGGUUGUGGAAAGAUGCACUUCUUCAUAAAAUGAACCCUCUGCCUGGAACAAAAUUACUCGAUGUCGCUGGAGGGACAGGAGAUAUUGCCUUCAGGUUUAUGGAUUAUGUAAAAUCGCAGCAGGAAAGGCGAAGAAGGCAAGCAGUGAAACUUUAUCAGAGUCCUUCAUGGCAACAAAUCAGUGAUGCUUAUCAACAGCAAGAUGAAGCUGACUCAGAUUUAGAAUCCAAAGCAGUAAUCUGUGAUAUUAAUAAGGAAAUGUUAAAGGUUGGAAAACAAAAGGCAGAACAGUUGAACUAUUCUGAAGGUUUGUCCUGGGUGGUGGGAAACGCUGAAGAGUUACCAUUUGAUGAUGACAAGUUUGAUGUUUAUACAAUUGCCUUUGGAAUUAGAAAUUGUACACACAUUGAUCAUGUACUGCAGGAGGCCUAUCGGGUGUUGAAGCCGGGUGGAAGGUUCCUGUGUCUGGAAUUCAGCAAAGUAGAGAAUCCAAUCAUUUCCAGUCUUUACAGUCUGUACAGUUUUCAAGUGAUACCUGUACUGGGGGAGGUCAUUGCUGGUGACUGGAAAUCCUACCAGUACCUGGUGGAAAGUAUCCAGCGAUUUCCUCAGCAGGAGGAGUUCAGAGAGAUGAUUGAGGACGCUGGGUUUUACAAAGUGGAAUAUAACAACUUGACCAUGGGGAUUGUGGCUAUUCACUCAGGAUUUAAGCUCUGAAUUUGAAGUGACUGAAAGAAAAUCAAGAUGCUCAAUCACAGAGAAACAUUUGCAUGCAUUACUGUUUUGGUGCAGAAACAGCUACAGAUAUGGCAGUGAGUUAAUUAUUCACUCGGAACCACAGAGUUGGUUGGUAAAAUCUAAUGGUGCGGCAUCAUAUAAUUGUAUUACACUUGUAUUGUAACGGUGCAGGUACAUCUUAUCUGCUCCUGUUUUGUGGUGUUUUCCUCUGUGAGGAUGUGCUUUCUGGUUUCACUGAAGAAGGACCACUGAUUGGUUCAAAAAAUGUCUAAGGCAUAAAUGAAAAUUUGGCACAGAUGACUCAACUUUGAAACAAUCAGACUGUUACUAAAAAUGACAUAAGUUCUGAGAUGUUUUAUAUCAUGAAUCCCAGCAGUAGAAAGUCAUAUAUUGGCCACAAAUUUAUUUUACACAGGUACAAGAUCGAGUUGUGUAUUUUAAAACUUCCAAGGUUUUUCUAAGUGACUAUCAUUCAUUGUCUCUCUCUGGUAUAAUAAAAAUUAUGGAUAUUCAAUGAGACACCAAGGCUCCUCUUAUUAACACAAUUUUACUUGUAUUAGUGAUCUGAGGAGGUGGAGGCUAGUUAAAAGGAGAUUCUCUUUGACUUAGCCCAUCAUUAAGUGCAGAACUAACGCUGUGGCCAAGGACAAGUACUAGUUCCACAUUUCAUGAUGGAAUAAUUCAUAACAAUAUGCAUUAGAAUUUCUUCACAAAACUAGUUCCAUCAUGAAUUGUCUUAUCUGUAGUGUUGGGUGAGUAUGGGAUCGAGCGUGCUAUGGUUUCCUCACCACCAGAUUGGAGUCCUGUUCAGCAGUCUGAGAAUGGAACUCUUAGAUUGGCUGGAUGCAUGUAGAAGCUGACGUUGUGUCUGCACAGGUUAUCACCUUGAGGGAGCAUUUAAUCGAAUCACCAAGGAUGAAUCCUUAAACAGGACUAUACAUUUCCUCUAUAAAUUUGCAUUCAUACUGACCUACCAAGCUCCUACUAUAUCAUUCUCCACUUCAAGACACUACAACCAUAUCUGACAUUUAUUUUGUGAGAAUACUAUUGGUAUUCUUAGUCAUAGUCAUACUUUAUUGAUCCCGGGGGAAAUUGGUUUUCGUUACAGUUGCACCAUGAAUAAUUAAAUAGUAAUAAAACCAUAAAUAGUUAAAUAGUAAUAUGUAAAUUAUGCCAGCAAAUUAUGAAAUAAGUCCAGGACCAGCCUAUUGGCUCAGGGUGUCUGACCCUCCAAGGGAGGAGUUGUAAAGUUUGAUGGCCACAGGCAGGAAUGACUUCCUAUGACGCUCUGUGUUGCAUCUCGGUGGAGUGAGUCUCUGGCUGAAUGUACUCCUGUGCCCAAACAGUACAUUAUGUAGUGGAUGGGAGACAUUGUCCAAGAUGGCAUGCAACUUAGACAGCAUCCUCUUUUCAGACAGCACCAUCAGACAGUCCAGUUCCAUCCCCACAACAUCACUGGCCUUACGAAUGAGUUUGUUGAUUCAGUUGGUGUCUGCUACCCUCAGCCUGCUGCCCCAGCACACAACAGCAAACAUGAUCGCACUGGCCACCACAGACUCGUAGAGCAUCGUCCGGCAGAUGUUAAAGGUCCUCAGUCUCCUCAGGAUAUAGAGACGGCUGACCCUUUUACCUGCUGAGAUUAUGCCCGACUACUUUAGGAGAAAUGUGAUUGCAUUAAUCACUUCUGGUUCUAAAGUUCAGGGAAUUUCAGAUUAUUCUACUGCUACUUCCUCAUUGGGGAAGUGCUCUCCUGGAGUCCAUUUGUUGCUCCUCUAAAUCUUCCUUAUGGAAUGAGUGCUGCUUUCUGUCUCUAUCCACAUAGACCUGAGAAGUUGUUGGUGGCCUGAGUAAACUAGUGGCUACAACAUUUGAAUAGGGACUUGGUAUUUUAACAUACAGUAGUGAACAGUUCUCAAAUCUAAUGAACCUUAACAUUUCUUGUAGCAGUCCAGGAAAAUGGACUCAAUGGUUGAUUUUUCUUCACCAAUUUGUAUUGCAAUUAGUCAAACAUUUCAUUGUCAUCCUUAAAAUGAUCAGACUGUAAUGCUGCCAGUUUGACAAAAAAUAAAUAAAUUGAGACAAAGAUAAUUGCAGCUCAACUGGAGCCUGUGGAAUUAUUUUAAAGCUUCAACAUUCAGCCUUUAAGAGAUAUCUGUUCACAUUCAAUGGAAGUGGUUGUCCUGUAAGCUGAUCUCUGGCCCCUUGCAUGCCAGAGGUGACUCAUUGUUCAAUAUACAAUAGUGACCCAGGAGAUAGAAUUUCUGUUCUUUUCAACUGGAUAUUCUGUCUGUCACUUCCUUCGUAUGUGCUUUAUCAGUUUUGUACUGGUUUCAAAUUUACACUUUAGUGAAACAAGGUCACUGAAAAAAUUAAACAGCAAUGGACUAUAUAUAAUAAUGGAUAUAUUUAAUACCACACAUCUUACCCUAAUCAGAAUAAUCAAAAUGCUACAAUUUUCAAUAUUAAUGUCUUAUAUAGAUUAGAGCAAAUGACUUGUAACUGAUCUCCAGUAAUUUUAGCUAAAAUAGUCUACCUUACCAAUAGCUUUCUGCUGUAAAACUUGACCUGUGUUUCUUCAGUUGGAAGGAACAUGGGGGAAGGGGCAGCUGCAAAAGGAUUACAUAUACCCACUAAUAACUCAUCAGCAUUGCAGUUCUUAUUCAUGAGCUUCCAGCUAUCAGACUUCCCUAUGGAGUGAAUUUUUUAAAAUUACUAAGACUUGCUAAAAUAAGUUUUAAAAUAUUUACAACUAUUUGGCAGCUCAGGCAGCUUUUAUCACUACAAGAAGACAACUCUGAAUCAUGAGUACUCUUAUUUGUUCUGUAUUUUGUAGGAAUGUGAAAGAAGGAAUAAAAUUACAUGAAUGAAUUUUAAAAGCUGUCUUGUAACGUCAAAAAUAAAUUGUUUCAUUCAGUGGAGAAAUAUCAGACAGAUGUGGUUAAACAAUCACCCUAUGUGAUAACUAUUUUAUAGCCCAUUGGAGAAACUAUCAUCCCUUACAUGUAUAUUGAUUAUUAAAUCUCAGAAACCUGAUUAUUACUUCACAUCAGAUGGAAACAUCUAAUUUUUGUGUAUAACAUCACAACGAAUGAGGAAUACUUCUGUUUCAUCCAUACAUAAAAUGGGACAGAAAUGUUCAAGUUUUUAACUACUGCAGGACUGUAAGUGAAUGGUUUGCCAUUUGAAUGAUGUAUUUAAAUAAUAUGAACAUUAAAAAUCCUUUAAAUGCAAGUUGCUGUAAUCAUAAGUCUU